GGGCAUUCCACGCCUUUGAUAAAGAUGGAGAUGGUAUCAUUAAACUCAACGUCUUGGAGGUGUUUGGUCAAUCCCGACACCGGCCCUGGGCGGCAGGGCAUGCUACACGCCCAAGGCUUCAAGGCUUGUGCCACGUGCCGCAAGCCUAUGCCGAUAAGCAAUCCCCACGACUCGUGCCUCCGUUGCCUGGGGGAAGCACACCAAAAAGAGCGCUGCAAGAUCUGUAAGGCCUUCAAGCCCAGGACUAAGAAAGAGAGAGACUUUCGCCUUAAGCAGCUGCUCAUGGAGGCUGCAUUACAGCCCUCCACUUCGACACAUCAGGCCGCGGCACCGUCAACUUCGGUGCGGAGUGCCCCGGCAUCGGUUCGUGAUCUGGCACCAGCGGGGCACCCUAAGCCUACGGCACCGACACAGCAGGACCACCCCCGGCACCGGUCAUCUUUGCCGGCAAAAUCGAAGGGCCAACCCAAGGCCCGAGGACGCUCCCCACAUAAGAGGGUAGUGCCCGCGAAGACCUCGAGUGCGCCUAAGGGCGUGGCGGCCCCAGGACAGAUCCCAGUGCCAGUGGCUCCGGCGCCUAAAGGCCUGUCGAGCCCCAGGAUAGGCGCAUCGAGUGAGGAGGAAGGGCUGGAGGAGCUUUUGGAACAGCCCUCCACCCCGGACACAUUUGAGGCAGCAAAGGACCUCAUCGAAUUGUCCGCUGAGGGCCUCCUCCAAGCCAAAGAUAAUCCACCAAGACUGCCAUCCAGAGGCAAGCCAGUAAUGGUGCGCCCAUCACGGUCACCAUCUUGGCACCAUUCAUGGCGCCGAUGCCGGUCGAGCUCCACCUCGGUGGACUCCCGGCUACCUUCGGCGCAGAGGGCCGCACAGCCGUCAGGCCCCAAUAAGCGCCCGGCACCGACUCAGCAGCCCUACUCGAGUAGGCACCGGGACGUGUCGCCACGCGAUCCCCAAGACCGACCACUCGCAGUCGUUCCCGGUCCCGAGGUCACUGGUACCAGUCCAGGUCGGCAAGACGCUACUCCCUGUCCCGGUCACGGAGGUACUACUCUCUGACCCCGGACCGGCACCGUCCCACGGCACCACCGUGGCAUCCAGGUCACCGUCCGUGGUUUCGGAGGCAGACUCGGGCCAUUCCAGCAGAUUUACCCACAGGGAACAUGAAGCCACUUGGCACCCACAGUAGGGCCAGCCAGGACAAUGGCCAUUCUGGACCCCUUGGGCCUACCACCAGCAAGGCCCCCCCAUCCAGGACCUCGAGAUCUGGCUCCUCGGGACACCGCUCCCGCUCCCCGCAGGGGCGCCCCUCCUCUCGCAAGGAGGCCACGGUCUCCAGACCACCGGAGCGAGAAAGAGCCGACUUGGCACCGAGCCUGGCACCGUCUCAGACCCACAUUAUAGGACAGACCCCAGAGGAGCGCCCAGUCGGUGAGGAAUUGCAGGAAGAGGAGGACGCACAGAAGGCCCUAACCUCCUCCUCCUCACCAGAUGAAGCCGUGGCGGGCACGACAGUGUCCGGCCCUCCCCCGAUUGACCAUCGGGCGCACCAGGAACUGCUCCCCCAAGUAGCCCUCAAUCUGGGGUUGCAGGCGGAGGAGACGGUAGAGCAGGAGGACCCCAUGGUUGACGUCCUAAGCCUGGAAGGCCCCUCCAGGAUCGCACUCCCGCUCAUAAAAACAGUACAGUCUAACUAUAAGACAGUAUGGCAAACACCGGCCUCCAGUGCACCAACUGCGAAAGGCGUAGAGAGGAAGUACUUCGCCCCCUCCAAGGGGUUCGACUUCCUCUUUUCUCACCCAACACCCUGUUCACUGGUCGUCUCUGCGGUCAACGAACGAGAGCAGCAUGGCCAGCAAGCCCCGGCCCCCAAGGCCAAGGAGGCAAAGCGCUUGGACUUAUUUGGUAGGAAGGUCUACUCGUCUGGGGGCCUCCAGUUGAGGAUCACUAACCAACAAGUGAUUCUGAAGAGACACAAUUUCAAUUCUUGGGCAUCAGUCUCCAAGUUUAAGGACUCCCUGCCCCAGGGUUCACAACCCGAGUUCGCUGCCUUAGUGGACGAAGGGAAGGCAGUAGCCAAAACCUCUCUGCAGGCCUCCCUUGACUCCGCGGACACAGCUGCCAGGACAAUCGCGUCAGGAGUGGUGAUGAGGCGCUCGGCAUGGCUACAGGCUUCUGGCCUUCCCCCAGAGGUGCAAAACACCUUGCAAGACCUCCCGUUUGAUGGGUCAGGCUUGUUCUCAGACCAGACCAAAUGGUAAUAUGUACCAGAUUACAUAGCCUCAAAGACUCUCGAGCAACCCUCAAGUCGUUGGGAAUGCACACCCCAGUGACACAGAGGAAACCCUUUAAGCCACAACCACCGCAGAGGCAAUACCACCCUCGUCCUAGACAGGAACCAUACCGCAGAAGGGGCAGGGAUAACAGGCGUAGACGGAACAACACGCCUAACCAGGGCCAAAGCCAAGGCCAAGGCAAGCUGCAGCCGGGAAAUAAGCAAGGGUUUUGAAGCUGCGAUCGAGGACAGCGUACCGACCCUUAUACCGGAUCCUCCGCAAUGUUUCAGGGGCCGCUUGUCCCAUUUUUACCGUGCUUGGUCCUGUAUAACAUUGGACCGCUGGGUCCUUCGCACGGUGGAGGCGGGAUACACCCUUCAGUUCUCCUCGCCCCCUCCCUCCCAUCCCCCAUCCCCGUCCCUCUUCAGGGACCCCUCUCACGAGCAACUCCUUAUGCAGGAGGUGCGGGCCCGCCUCAAAGUAGGAGUGGUGGAAGAGGUCCCUCCGGACCUAAGGGGGAAAGCGUUUUACUCCAGAUAUUUCCUUAUUCCCAAAGCAAAAGGGGGCCUCCGUCCUAUUUUGGACCUCCGCAAACUAAACAAAUUUUUGGUCAAGGCACGUUUUCGUAUGGUCUCCCUUGGCGCUAUUAUCCCAAAAUGCAUGUCCGUGGUGGCAGCCUUUCUUCGAAAAAGAAAGAUGCGGGUAUACCCGUACUUGGACAACUGGCUCCUCGCGGGCAGGUCAGAGGACAAGGUCCACUCCCAUGUGGCACUGGCGUUACAGGUGUUCCGCAAGCUCGGUCUACUGGUCAAUGUACCCAAGUCCUCACUGAUCCCCCUGCAGAGACUGGAUUUCAUAGGAGCAGUCCUGGACUCGGUGGUGGCAUGGACAAGUCUUCCAGUUUCCUGGCCAUUCAAAGGGUCGUAAGCUCCAUCCAACAAUUUCCCACGACCAUGGCCAGAUGCUGUAUGCAACUCCUGGGGCACAUGGCGGCUUGCGCACAUGUAGUCAGACAUGCCCACUAAGACUCAGACCGUUACAGUUGUGGCUAGCCCAAACGUAUCGCCCCAACAGAGACCCCUUGGACCUAGUAGUGACAAUCCCAGCUCGGGUGUCGAACUCCCUCCGCUGGUGGCUCGAUCAGCAGCAAGUUUGCGAAGGGGUCCCUUUCACCACACACAACCCACCCUGACGUUAGUGACAGAUGCGUCGGACCUGGGCUGGGGGGCACACCUACGGGACCUGCAGACCCAGGGCUUAUGGUCCAGGGAAGAAAAGUUGCUCCACAUCAAUCUGAAGGAGUUAAGGGCAGUUCGCCUCGCCUGCCAGACCUUUCACGCUACCGUAGAAGGCCACAGCGUGUCAGUUCUGACGGACAACACUACCGCCAUGUUCUACAUAAACAAGCAGGGCGGGUCCCGAUCCUCUCCCCUCUGUCACGAGGCGCUCCUCCUAUGGGACUUCUGUAUAGCCCAUUCAGUCCAACUACUGGCAGCAUAUCUCCCAGGGGUCCAAAACGGGUUAGCAGACCGCCUCAGCAGGUCGUACCACAUUCAUGAAUGGACGCUGAGAAAGGACGUCCUGCAUUCAAUCUUCCAGAGGUGGGGGUUUCCCCAGGUGGAUCUCUUCGCCACCAAGGACAACAGCCAAUGCCCUCAGUUUUGUUCAUUCCAGAACCUCAG
Messenger RNA from Chrysemys picta bellii (western painted turtle), 3955 nucleotides. NCBI's taxonomy places the organism in Eukaryota, Metazoa, Chordata, Testudines, Emydidae. The record is from RefSeq and is a predicted model, not a curated record.